Messenger RNA from Carassius gibelio (silver crucian carp), 8083 nucleotides. RefSeq lists its product as uncharacterized. NCBI's taxonomy places the organism in Eukaryota, Metazoa, Chordata, Actinopteri, Cypriniformes, Cyprinidae. The transcript has 24 exons. The record is from RefSeq and is a predicted model, not a curated record. The coding region runs from base 169 to 7104 and encodes 2311 amino acids. Gene Ontology annotation, molecular function: guanyl-nucleotide exchange factor activity.
UGUCAGUGUGUUGGAGACCUGCAGUUAAGAAGGGUUAGGGAGCAACAGACACACAAACUUGCCCACUCAGCACACAUGCACUCACACACAAACUCAACUGUGGCACGGGCCGCCACCGGACUCGCUGGAAAAUGAAUUUAAUGAAGGGAAGGACAGUCAGCCUACAGCAUGGACUCUGAAUCUCUGGACAACUGCAUUCAGAGCACGCUCUCUGCUCUCUACCCUCCAUUUGAAGCCACUGCGGCCACCGUGUUAUGCCAGGUGUUAGACGUGGUUGAGACGAAAUACCGUGGAGACGGACUACGCUACAUCAUUGACUUCCUGGUGCCUGCUAAACACAUCCUACAGAGCAUUCAACAGGAUGCAUGUUUCCCAUACUGUGGUUUCCUGUUUCGUCAUGAGGGCUGGCCGCUGUGUGUCCAUGAAAAGAUCAUAAUUCAGCUCUCAUCUUUGGACUGGCGUGUGUUACGGCCAAGCGACUUCUACUUACAGGUGACACCAUCACCCAAAAGCACCCCACGCAUCACAGUGAAGUGUCUGGCAGCUAGCAGGCAGCAUGUGGAGGAGCUGGAUGUGCCAGAGCUAGCAUACACCUCUCUAUUCACCAUGGAUUGGCUGGACUCCCUCAACCGGGAGAGGAGUGUGGUCAGAAAAGCCGCCCUGGAACACUGUCUUUUAUCAGCAGAUAAUGAUAUUUUUAGGGUACCGUGGGAGGAUAUUGUUCACCCAGAGUUUAUCAGCAGACCCCCCAAAGUUUCGGAAGAAGCUGAAAGUAGAGGGGUGGCUAAGGAAGUUGCCAACAGAGAGGAAAGGGACUCGGAAGUAGAUCAACAAGACAACCCUGAGAACAUUCAAUGUAGGAUUUUUAUUGACACUUCGACGGACCAAUCAGGGGAGAUGCACUGUCAGAGCAAGGGGGUUAAGCUCCUCCCUGCUCUCAGUGAGAUCAGUAAAGAGAGCAGUGGACGGAGCUCUAGCAGCACGGCAGAGGAUUCAGAGGGAGAGUAUGUGGAGCUAGCUGAUAUCUCCUUACCACGCUUUUCCCCACAGAAGGGCUCUCUCACUCAAGCCAUUAGCAUGAACUACAGAAAUCUACAUAAACCACAGACUGCGGCUUCUACUCAGCCUAAAGCCAAACCAGAACAGAGUCUAUUGAAGAAUGGCGCAUGCUCACAGAGCGUGGUGUGUGCCAUGCUGAUUGAGGAAAACCUGAGUGAUACCUACCAACCUGUGAUUUUAACCCCCACUGCUCCUGCAGAGGCAGAGCCUCAACUACAACAGGUGGAUGGGUCGGAGCACACCUGUGCUGCAGGUACAGCCUCCUGUGACAGUGUGUCUGAGCAUGAGUCUGAGCGAGAGUUUGUGUCUCAGAACUCUGACUGUGAUACUGCCCCACUUCUGGAUAUGUCAGCACAUAACAUAUCACAAACAGACUGUGAAGCAGUCAACACAUCACAACUAGACAGCAGUCUAGUCAGCACAUUACAACCAGACAGUAAACCAGUCAACACGUCACAACUAGUCAAUGGGCCAGUCAGGACAUCACAGCCAGACGUUAAUCCUGAAAACACAUCUCAUCUAGACAACCAUCUAAUGAGCACAUCACAGCUAGACAAUGAGCCAGGCAAGACAUUUUAUCCUGACAUUGAGCCAGCAAGCAUAGUUCAGCUAGACAACAUUCUAGCUAGCACAUCACAAUCAGACGGCAUGCCACCACUAGUCAAUGACCCAGUCAAGACUUCACAACCAUGCAUUGAACUAGUAAGCAUAUCUCAGCCAGAACUUAAACCACUAAACAUAUCUCAGCUUGACAGCGAACUAGUCAACACAUCACAACCAGACAGAAAACCAGUCAGCUCAUCGCAACUAGUCAGUGAGAUAGUCAAGACGUCACAAUCAGAUCAUAAACUAGAAAGCAUAUCUCAACUAGACAGCAACAUAAUUAACACAUUAGAACUAAACAAUGAGCCAAUCGAGACAUCAAAACAAAGUAGCGAUAACAAACUAGUCAGCACAUCACAACUAGACAACAGUCUAGUCAGCACAUCACAACCAGAUAACCAACUAUUCCACACAUCACAACUAGAAUGUGAACUAGUUUGUAUAUCUUUACCAGAAAGCAAACCACUCAUUGCUUUAGAUCUGUACAGCAUGCCACUAAGUACAUCACAAACAGACAGCAAAACAGUUCACAUGGAGCAACAAUACAGCGAGGUAACUAGUAUAUCACAACCAGAGAAUGAAAUGUUAUCUGGUACUUUAGAGAGGGUAAACUCAGAUCAAGCUUAUCCGGCUAAAAUUGAACUUGUUGUGUUUGAUCCUGCUGCAGAAGCAGAAGUCAUUUCUGAAUCUGAGCAGGUCCGAGGUGAUCAUGGACUGGAAAGCUGUUGUGAUUUACAGAACUGUAAAGUGUUGGUUUCUGAGUCUCUAACUGUUAGUGUGUCUUUACAAAAACAGACUGAGCAAACAGAGCACAGUGCAUGUCAGAUAAACAAACACAUCCAAAACCCUCCUGAGCAAGUGCAGGAUCUUUCUGCCCCAAAAGAAGACCAUCAAGCAUUUAGUAACGGUAGCCAUGACAAGAAUGAAUCUGAAGGUGAUUAUAGUUUGAGUGCACAGGAAGAAGGUGGGCCUGUUUCGGCUGCUCCUCAAAGCGAACAGGUAGCCUUGGCCUCUGUCUCCAUGGGGCCUGAGGAGGAUCCGGUUACGCUCAUUUCACAGGGUCAGGUGAGGACAGAGUCCCACGAGAACAGACACAACGAGACUGAGGUGAAACUCCAGACAAAAGAAGCCCAUGCAGAAAGAGAACUUGCAGGAAAUGUAUCUUGUAAGGAAGAAGGAACGGUAGAAAAGAAAAGCAUUGGAGUGACAGAAAGCAAGACAGAGAAUGACGUAGUAGCAGUUUGUAAGGCAGAGGAAGUUGAGACUGCUCAAACAGGUCUGGUAGAUGCCACACCCAAGUCUGAUUCCAGUGUUCAAGUUCAAGAGGAGGGCAGCUCCUCUGUAGGAACAGAUGAGAAGAAGCAAACCGGUGUUGAAGAGAAAGGGGUGGAGGAAGAGGAGACCGUGGACAUUACUGUGAGUGAGCAAGAGGCCAUAGUGACCAGCUAUUCUGAAAAUAUUGUCCAGUCAGCAUGCAAACAAGUCCUUGAUCCAGACGCAGAUGUGCCUGACACAAAUGGACACAUGCUCACUCAGGACAAACCUACCUCCAAAGGAGAAGGGCAAAAUACAAAGGAGGAGAGAAAGGGGGAAAAUGAGGAGAGGCAAGAGAAUGAGGCUACUUCCUCUGCAAAUGGCUGUCCAGCAGGGCAUCAGCAACAAACAGACAUGGACAACCAUUUCCAUCAGCAGGAAGAGCAAGCAUCCAGUCAGGAACUAGACCGCAUUGUUUCCCACCUGUCUGCUAAAACCCAAAAUGAAGACCCCUCAGCAGCUCCUUCACCACUGCCUCGAAUCUCCCAGAAGACCCAGCCUGUCCAGAGUGAGGCUCAUGACAUCAAUCCUGAUGUCCUGAGCUCUGGAGUGCUCUGCCUGCCGGGAACGAGAGAUAAAUCGGGCCAUGCCCUAGUGACAGUCACAAUGAGAAACACUGUCUGGUUGAAUCCGAACUGUAAUAGUGGAGAGCUGGUGCGGAUCAUGGUCUACUUCUUCAGUACACUCAGGAAGGAAGUCAGUGCUUUGGGCCUGACUGUCCUGGUGGAUGCCCGCAGGUGUUCUCCUGUCCCCGCCCUCUUUAAAUCCUUCAACAUCCUCCAGGAAGCCAUGCCGGGAUGCAUUCAUACAGUACUGCUGCUGGCCGACAGAGAUCUGGCUCUACGUGUGGAGAAAACCACUUCUGUACAGGUGGAGUUGUUGACAUCGCUUAAGUCUCUCUAUAAGCAUGUUGACAUCGCUCAACUCCCCACUGAGUUUGAAGGCACUUUCCCUUAUUCCCACAGCAGCUGGAUCUGUUUCAGAAUGAGGCUGGAGCUGUUGACCAGCCAUUGUGAGGAUGCUAUGAACCUGCUCCAGAACACCAUCAGCAAACUGGAGUCUACAGUGCUGCCCCCUACAGCAGAGGAAGCACAGAUCUUAUUGUGUAAGUACAGAGAGUUGAUGAGGACUGUUCUGGAGGACAGCAGGUUGGUGCGACUACAGCUGGAGGGAGGAGCCGCUCUGUCCCGUUUGCGAAAAGAGGAGACCAGCGUCAGUCUGACAGAGGACUACAGAGAUGCCAUCGAGAGUGCAGGCUGUCUGUACAACCAAGUGGACGAGUUGGUUCACAGACUGGUGAUGCUGUCCAACAAAUGCACACAGGAACUGGAAUUCAUCAUGGAGUUUAAGACUCUGGAGGAGGGAUUCAGAGAGGUGAGUCAGUGGAUAGAAGAAGUGGGCGAGACUCGUCUGCAGACACUGAGUGAGCUGGAAGAUUCCUUGGAGAAGUUACAUCAUAAACAGACUGUCUUCAGAGAAUUUUACACCGCUGCAUAUGAGCACUGUAAGAGCGGUGAAGCUCUCCUCAAGCGCUUAGAGAAGUGGGAAGACAUCUCUUCAGCAGAGCUGCAGGUGUACGAGGUGAAAGUACGCUCAUUCUGGGUCCAUCUACAUGAUUUCUCCCAGCGAGUGGAGGAAACCAAGGAUAAAAUUGACAAGACCGUUCGACUCUACGAGUUUUUUGACAAGGCAUAUGAAUGGGCGCUAGAGGGCAUGCGUCAUUUGGCGUGUGUUAGUAUGGAGGAAUGUGGCAUGUCUGAGAAGUGUCAGAGCGUGAUCACAUGUCUGGAGACCUAUCGCAAUCAGCACCCCCCGAUCCCCGACACACACUUCCAGGAGAUGAAGGACCUCGCUGGGGAGCUGAAGAGCGAGCAGGGACUCAAGCAGUGGAAGUUUGCUUGGUCCAAGUGUCAGGAGACCAAGCAGAUGUUUGAGAAGAAGCUGGAGAUGGCCCUGCGCACUCGCCGUGAGAGUGACCCUAAAUCAGCGAGGGGUGACUCCUCUCGCCGGAACUCUGACUGUAGCGCUAAACCUCAGGAGCGUAGCAGUAGCAUCUCCUUCUCAUGUCGGAAAGUGUUCGGCGGAGGCUGGGGCAGGGACAGACUUUCCUCACAGUCCAGCACGUCCUCCACUCCUUGCAGUCCUUCAGGCAAUCGCAUGGACACCCGUGACUCUGUCCGAACCCCCACAGGAAGUCCAUAUAGCAUUGAGCACAGAAUCCCCCACAGCACCCCUGUCAGAUCCCACAGGCUAACACGUAGCAUCUCUACAGAUGAGUCUCCACAGCGGCCACAACUGGAGGGGCAGGCAUGUGCAACAAGCCCAAGCCUCACUUCUGUAGAACCAAACCGCAGGGUUUUGAGGAAGACCCAGAGCUUUGAUACGGCCGGUAGUGAAUCUGUGUCACGCUACGGGACCUGUCAGAGAACUUUGAGUGAGCCUGCACGGAGAGGAAACACAGGGGUGUUCAUUAAGGGUCUGGAGGUGAGCAGCACUGAAGUGAUCGAUCGGCCGUACAGCCCGCGCCUGCCGCCCAUGCAUGGAUGGUCUUCUGUUGAUUCACACCGCAGCGGGAGUCCUGCACCAGAAACACGCAGCAAGGGCAGUAAACUACGCCACAUCGUGGAUGAGAUGGUGACAACAGAGCGUGAAUAUGUGCGUUCUCUGCGGUACAUCAUUGACAACUAUUUCCCUGAGAUGGAGCGCGCUGACCUGCCACAGGACCUGCGGGGAAAGCGCAGCGUCAUCUUCGGAAACCUGGAGAAGCUGGUGGACUUCCACAGCCAGUAUUUCCUGAAAGAGCUUGAGAGCUGCUGCAAUCAUCCUCUACGAGUCAGCCACUGCUUCCUACGACAUCAAGACCAAUUCAGCCUGUAUGCUUUAUACAGCAAGAACAAGCCAAAGUCAGACACACUUCUGGCCAGCCAUGGAAACUGCUUCUUCAGGCAUAAGCAGCUGGAGUUGGGGGAUAAGAUGGACCUGGCGUCGUACCUGCUGAAGCCCAUCCAGCGCAUGAGUAAGUACGCCCUGCUGCUGAAAGACCUGAUCAAAGAGGUGAGCGAAGUCCAGGAGCAGGAGCUGAUGUACCUGCGUGCCGCCGCCGAGAUGGUCAAAUUCCAGCUUCGCCACGGGAAUGAUCUGCUCGCCAUGGACGCUAUCAGAGACUGUGAUGUUAAUUUGAAAGAGCAGGGGCAGUUGGUUCGGCAAGAUGAAUUCACAAUUUGGUAUGGCAGGAAGAAGUGCCAAAGACAUGUGUUCCUGUUUGAGGAUCUAGUGCUGUUCAGCAAACCCAAACGCAUUGAGGGUGGCCUGGAUGUUUACAUAUAUAAGCACUCUUUCAAGACGGCUGAUGUGGGUAUGACAGAGACGUCGGGGGAGAACGCUCUGAGGUUUGAGGUCUGGUUCAGGAGGAGAACUUCCAAGAACCAGACCUACAUUCUCCAAGCCAGCACCUCUGAGAUCAAACACGCCUGGACCUGCGACAUUGCACGGAUACUAUGGCAGCAGGCCACCAGGAAUAAAGAAAUCCGAAUGCAGGAGAUGGUCUCUAUGGGGGUGGGCAAUAAACCCUUCCUGGACAUUAAACCCAGUGAUGCUGCUAUCAACGACAGAGCCAUUGACUACAUCAUGAAAGGCAGAGGGGCCAGGACGAGAGCCUCCAUUGCUGUCUCGCUUUUUGACCACUCAAACCCAUUCAAACGAGCUGCAGUAAAUGCUCCUGUUAGUGGCCCCCCAGUGUCCGGUGGCCCCUCUUCUUCCACACUGCUGGGGCCAUUGAAUCUACAUAUGUACAGCAGCCAAAGCCUGUUAGCAGGGGAGAGACCUCUCAUCAGCCCCUGCAUCGAGGAAGACGAGCUGGAGCACGAGACGAGCAGUCAGCCAUCUAUGACUACAGAGAGUUCGGGUUCGUCGUCUCACUGUCUGUCAGGUAGUGGCUCCAGCGGGUCAGACAGCGGAUGUGUGUCCAGUAGUCACCUUCCCGAGGCUUUGUCCGAGGAGCCCAGCUCACCGUGUGACUCCUCCUGUUACUCCUCCAUCACCUCUCCCACCCAGGAGAAACCCUGCUUUAACAGCCAGUACAUCUCAGCGGGGGAAGCUCAGGUGAUUGGUCCCUCUACUAUAGUGUGAGCUCAGUAAGCACUGCUGCAGUUUAAGACCUGUCUGCUUCAGACUGCGAAGACAACGUUGCCAGACCGAAGAGAAGUACAGAGCUAGUAUUUAUUGUUCCCACUGAGUGCCAGCAAAUCUCAUGCAGAGUUUAAAAUGCGCUCAAAAUAGCACUGUUUCUCUUUUUCUUUUUUAAGCCACUUUUAGCUUCAAUAGCUUUUUAUAUAAUUUUAAAAAUGAUCUAUAAAACUGAAUAAAUAUUCUUGUAUUUAUCUUCUUUUCCAAUGUUAAGAUACAGUAGUGUUCUCAGCUGUAUUAUUAAUUGUAAAUACUGUAGUAGUGUACAAUACACUUCUGAACUGUUGCGGUUGGUUAUUCACUUCCAACUCUUUUUGUUGUUGCCCAUUUUGCUGCAGAAGGUUUGAUUUAGAAAAAAAUGCCUUAAUGUUUAAAGGCAUGGCUAGAUUUCUAAGCAUCAAUACACUAAAGGUGUUAAGCAACGUUUAAAGCAUUUGUUGGUAGAGUUUCUCUUCUUUCUAGUGUUUCCAUAGUUUGUGGACCUGUAGUCAGUCAGUAUGCUGUAUGAUAGCUGGCCUGAUCCAGAAUUACAGAUCAUUCAUUCAAAUCAUACGACUGACCUCAGGUCAGCACUGCUGCCUGGUUGGAGAUGGUGAAAGUUUUCAUUUCAGUUCUCUUAUUUACAUUAUUAAGUAUAACUAAAUAAAACAUGUAAAUUGUAAAUAGUUGCACCAGUGGUGCUUUGGGGUCAUAGCGUUUAGAAAGUAAUGUUUAUACAUGUAUUAACCAGUCAACAUGGGAAUCACUCAAGUGCUCUUCUUUGUUGCCAACCCAAAUUGGAAGAGUACAAACAACAGAUAAUAGUCAUUAAAAAAGUGUUGCAAGUUCCACUUCAAGCUGAAGCAUGAGUAUGUACACAGAUGUUUUAUUUUCCAUCUUAACAAGUUCACACAGAAGUAAUAAAGAUAGCUUUGUAUCGACA